Mytilus trossulus (common blue mussel) is the source of this 360-nucleotide messenger RNA. Its product is annotated as complement C1q-like protein 4. The record is from RefSeq and is a predicted model, not a curated record. Lineage: Eukaryota; Metazoa; Mollusca; Bivalvia; Mytilida; Mytilidae. The transcript has a single exon. Gene Ontology annotation, molecular function: protein binding. The coding region runs from base 1 to 360 and encodes 119 amino acids.
AUGCACCAUCCAAUAGUAUUUGAUCAUGUGAUCUUAAACGUGGGAAACGGUUAUAACAAACAUUCGGGGGCAUUUACAGCCCCUAAAAGUGGAAUCUACGUUUUCACUUCCCUUCUCUUCCCUAGUCGAGGUGGCAACAUGGCAGUGAAUAUUUUCAAGAACAGUGAAGCUAUUGCUCAGAUUUUUACAGAGGCGGGAACUGACACGUUUAGUGGAACAACUCCAGUAGCUGUCGUUGAGAUGAAUGUUGGAGAUAUCGUUUUUGUCCGAACCAGUUCUAUUUUUCAACCACAUGGGGAUGUAAAUAGUAAUGUAAACCAAAAAAGUUCAUUUGCUGGAUGGAAAAUAGCAGACUUAUGA